Xenopus laevis (African clawed frog) is the source of this 1415-nucleotide messenger RNA. It is a transcript of the gene tnfaip8l2.S, whose product is annotated as TNF alpha induced protein 8 like 2 S homeolog. Lineage: Eukaryota; Metazoa; Chordata; Amphibia; Anura; Pipidae. The coding region runs from base 274 to 834 and encodes 186 amino acids. Gene Ontology annotation, cellular component: cytoplasm. Gene Ontology annotation, biological process: negative regulation of inflammatory response; negative regulation of T cell activation; regulation of apoptotic process. The transcript is spliced from 2 exons. The record is from RefSeq and is a predicted model, not a curated record.
CCUGGGUUAUCCGAGCAUCACUCCCAGGCGGUGAGGCCAGGCGGGCUCAGGUAACAGCAGAUCCUGAUGACAAGGGACUCAGGUUUGUGCUGAAUUACGUCUGCUCUCUCACCCCCACCUUCUCCCUCCUCCCCACCAGAUGGGCGGGCUGGGGCUCAAGUUCCUCAAGGAAGUAUCUGAGGACUCAGCUGAGAAGUUUGUAGGUCUGAGUGAGGCGGGAGACUCUUAACAGCCAAGGUACAACAAGCAGCAGAGAAGCACGGUACGCAGACCAUGGAGACUUUUAGUUCCAAGGACCUGGCUCUCCAGGCUCAGAAGAAGAUAUUAAGUCGCAUGGCCUCCAAGUCUAUGGUCAACAUGUUCAUCGAUGAGACCAGCAGUGAGAUCCUAGAUGAACUGUACAGAGUGUCCAAAGAGUACACAAAGAAUAAGACGGAGUCCCAAAAAGUCAUCAAGAAUCUCAUUAAGAUUGCCGUGAAGAUCGGGGUCCUCUUCCGUCACAACCGAUUCAGUCCAGAAGAGCUGGUCUUGGCAGAGGACUUCAAGAACAAGCUGCACAAUGGGGCCAUGACGGCCAUCAGCUUUUACGAGGUGGAGUUCACCUUUGAGAAAGAUGUUUUGCCUGACAUUCUCAUGGAAUGUAAAAAGCUGCUUCUCCGGCUCGUUGAGAAACAUCUCACACCCAAGUCUCAUGGGCGCAUUCAACAUGUUUUCAACCACUUUGCGGACUCUGAGAUGCUCAACCAACUCUACGACCCAAAGGGAAGUCUUCGACCUCACCUACAGAAAAUGUGUCAUGGACUCAACAAACUGAUUGACGAAGGAAAAUUGUGAGGUGGGGAGGGGAAUGAGGACUGAACUCAUAAGGAACUUUCGGAAAAGGAUAUGAUCGUCCUGGUUUCUGUCCCUCUGCGGCAACUGCUUGGGGUUUUGUGGGACUGUCACCUCCCAUUGAUACUCAUCAAAACGUAUGAUCAAUAUGUUUUUGCCAAAGAGAUGUCCAAGGCUUGCUGCUGCAAAUCCAUGGUUGGUCUACCAACUAUAAUGGGAUAUCAAUGCGUACCGGUUGCGACUGCAAACUGAUCAAAAGAGAACUCUCACAAAAAUGUUGACCUUGCCAACAUUGUGUUUUUACAGGCAACACGAGUGGGAACUUUGCACCAACUUGAAGAGUUGUCGUGCACCAUAAACUGAGUUACAUUAUAUUUAAAGGCACAACCCCACUGUGGCCUUUAUCUUUCUGUACAAUAAGUUUGUUGCACUUCGGUUUUGAUUGCAGAACAAAAGUUUUGUGAGGCUGAUAAUUUGUACAAAUAAGCAGCCCUGUGAACUGAGUGGAGAGUGGUGGUUCCUCUUGCUCCUGGGGGCCAAUUCCUCUUCCACAGGAUGACCAUUAAACUGGUUCUUUGCUCAUG